Messenger RNA from Didymodactylos carnosus, 207 nucleotides. The record is from the annotation of a GenBank genome assembly. NCBI's taxonomy places the organism in Eukaryota, Metazoa, Rotifera, Eurotatoria, Philodinida, Philodinidae.
AUGUCGUUCAGUGGUAUACUGCAGAACCAUUUUGUUUACGAAAUAUUAAAUAAAGCAUUACGUUCAUAUGAUAUUGAUACGAUAAUAUCAUUUCGUUCAUUUAUUAAAGGUUUAAGUCAACAUUUAACUGUCCUUUAUCAACGUAAAUAUCAAGGAAAAAAAAAAGAUGUACUAACUGUUUAUCGUGGUCAAGCUCUAUCUAUCUAA